Punctularia strigosozonata HHB-11173 SS5 is the source of this 2708-nucleotide messenger RNA. RefSeq lists its product as uncharacterized. NCBI's taxonomy places the organism in Eukaryota, Fungi, Basidiomycota, Agaricomycetes, Corticiales, Punctulariaceae. Gene Ontology annotation, molecular function: zinc ion binding; DNA-binding transcription factor activity, RNA polymerase II-specific. The record is from RefSeq and is a predicted model, not a curated record. The coding region runs from base 1338 to 2555 and encodes 405 amino acids. The transcript has 2 exons. Gene Ontology annotation, biological process: regulation of DNA-templated transcription.
GCCACAUCUCUCAGCAGCUCUUUCAUCUAGACCACCACAUCGCUGCCGUCUGGCCUUGCGACGGGGCCCUGCGGAUCCAUUAACAUCCCGAAGAGGAGGCGCAGCAGCCGCUGCCGAUGCGGAUUGCCAGGAGCCCACUAGCCGAUCGCCGUUAGGGAGCUCCUAUUCAGUCUCGGAAAAGCUUGCGGGUCCAGGGACGAGAGCAAGUUAGCCCCUUUACACGGGUGCAAAAUUUGCGACCGUCGUCGUGCAGCCAAGUCGACCGUCCCGAUCGCGGAUGGCCUAUUUCUCUUCUUUCACCUGCACGGAUCCAGACAUCUCACCUACCCCACACCCAUCUUCGCGCACAAAGCUUGCUCUUCUAUCAAAUCGAUCAUGAGUGAACAGGAUCGCCAACCUCCACGGGAGAGGUCCUCUCUCCCGACGCCCUUAUUGCAGCACAUAUUACUUGGCCCUCGGGAAGGUAACAGUGACAACGCACCCCCUCCCGCCGCCGCCGGCGGACCGUUUGGCGAAGGUCAAAGCGCAAGGCCAUCGCCCUAUUCCUACGAUCCAGCUCGAGAUCCAGCCCAAGUUAACCAACAGCCGUCGUCGUCAAGGUCAGCCUUUGUUCGCUUUCAUCGGAAUAGGCGGCGAUUAUUCAGCGAUAAUGCGAUUUCAGGCGUCCCACCGAUCGUUCCUGGUCAGAGACCGCAGAGAGCAGAUACCUGCCCGAACCGCGCCUGGCCAGCUCUUCCAUUCCCCAUGGUCCAGCGGAUCGUCCGCUCUUUGGCAGGUACGGUACGUAUCCUGCCGGCGACGCCGCCCAAGAUAUCCCCUAUAGGUGGCCGCCGCUCCCGCCGGUGCCGCCGUCCUAUGCCGCGUAUCCGCCAGAAGGGCGUCCGCAAGCCGCCGACGCUGGGUCGUCCUCGCGCGGCGGCGGUGGCGGCGGAGCCUACGCUCGCUGGCGGGAACCCAACGAACCAUGGGGUCGCGGCGGCGGGACGAAUCCACCAGACGCCCUUUUGAACUUUGCGCCCCAUUCCUGGCGUGACCGAGCGGGCGGGCAACGCGGUGUCAACGACGCCGAACAGUACGAGCGUGGGAGAAGUCCACGUCGAAAGCGCCGCCUGCAAGAUAUCCUUCGAGACUCUUCGUCCGAGGCGGAGGGACGUUCGAGGAGUCGCAGCGUGCGGCCCGAAGGCAGCCUCCGGUGGUCAGGUACAUCCGCGCCAUAUUUGCCUGAAUUGCUGGAGCCGUCUGACGGGCCGACUGCAGCGUCGCCAGGGGCGGAGUACGCUACCCCCGACCGCCACGCGCAGCGAAUGCAGCUGCCGCCGAUCCUGACGGGCGAAGACAUGCCGCGCCAUCCUCCCCGAACGAACGUGACGCCGACAGCGCCCCUGGCAAACCUGACGCUGCGUUCGUUCACGCCACCCCAGCCGGGCCAGAUCGAAUCGCCGCGGCCCCAGCGCCCGCUUCCCCGGCGAGCGGGCUUCGAUCCGCUCCCCCACGGCGCGGGCUACCGGGAGCUGGACAGCGGGGACGAGGAGACGGACGUGUCGCCUCAGACGUGGUCGGCGUCGCCGCUGCACGGGCGGCAGGAGAGCUCGGCGAGUCCCGCGGCGACGGCGUCGGGGGUGCGCUCGGUGCAGAGCGAGUCGGACAGGGACGAAGAGCCGUCCCGGAAGAGAGGGAAGGGCAGCCGGGCGAGGAAGGCGGCUAUUGCGUGCAACAGAUGCAGGAAACGAAAAAUAGCCUGCGACGGAAUCAAGCCGCACCCGUGCUCGUCCUGCUUGGGCAAGCUUUGGGAGUGCGUCUACGUCGAGAAGCAGAGGCGCCGCGGGCCAGGCAAGGCGCCGCGCGGCAGUCGAAGGAGACCGGUCGCAGAUCCCAGACCGGACUCGUCUGCGCAGUCGUCCCCGGACCAGCGCACGCUCUCCUCCCCCGCGCUCUCGAUGAUGUCCCUGCCCUCGGCCGGCGGGGGCGCGCAGGGCGCCCCGUUCUCGUUCUCGCCGGUCGCGGGGCCCUCGCACCUGCCCGCGCACGCCGCACCGGACUCGGCGCCACCAUCGAUCUCGCCCGGCGGCACGGCGCUCCGCGCGCCCGAACGGGACUAUCAGUUCAUCGCCGAGCAGCCUGGGAUGAGCGCAUCCCGGCGCGCCGCCACCCGCCGCCGGAUGGAGCCCGUGGGCGCGCCGGUCGCGGGCUCUGGGCCUAGCCGAGCGGGAGGGCCUGCUUUGUACCACGGAGCCCACGGCUCGGUUCCCUCCUCCGUAGCUCCGCACGGGCAUCAGAACGCGCUGGGGGAGGGCCCGUCCGGUGCUGCGGGCGUGCCCACGGGGGAGUUCACGUUCAGCUACGCGUCGACGGCGGGGCGCUCGGACGCGGGGCUGUCGGUCAGACGGGGGGCGGGUGCGUACGGGGACGGGGACCGCCACUGGGGCGGGGGCGGCGAGGGUGCGGGGUCGCCUGGUCGACACGCGGCGCCACCAGCGGGUGGGAGCCCGAACAGAAGUCGGGGCGGGACGCCCGCCGGGAACACGAGGCCCCCCCAGCGGGCGGAGGGGGCGUGAGGCCAGGGCGGCUUCGUCAUUGGGUGCUCGGCGCGGAGGCACCGCAGCGGCGAUAUGCGGACGCCUUGCACCCGGAGAUGUGAUUUUUCCAUUUGAUCCGUAUCAUUACGGCAACCGAGCGAGCCCCUGGCCGCGCCCCCUCUUCCCCCCCUC